UCCUUUUGUAAUAUACCGUGCAUAAACUCUGCUGUUCAGACGGUGACUUUCCGAGGGGUAGAAAAUAGUAUAAUAAUGUAAUAUCAAAUUUGUUUCCUUAAUCUUUGUUGCCCUUUGUCAUUCUUAUAUCUGGAUUGACUUUAUCCAGUUUAAAUUAAAGCAAGCAGCAUUUAAACGAAACACUCCUUUGUUUGAAUUUAUAAAAAAAAUGCGGAUUAUGCAAAGUUUUGGUUGGGUCACCGUCAUUUUGAAAUGUAUUAUAUGGAUUAUCAUCCCGGGAUGGGCUAAAGCAUAUUACCGGAGGUACACUAGCUAUGGAACCGGCGACACACUGAUCAACGUAAUGACAGGCGGACACGCGGAUGAUGCACAUCGGUGGGCGACGGAAUGCAUGGAUGGAGAGGCAAUGGUAGGAGUUCACGACGGUGGAGAUUAUGGUGGCCUGGGCAAUAUAUGGUGCAAAUUUAUGUUUCCAAAGAAGAAGCCUUCGUUUGGGAUUUAUCCAUAUUUUGACUUCUGCAAUGUUAGAAAUCUGGAUGUGAUGCAUGAGUAUUACUGCUACGACAAAUAUUAUCCCAUGGAUACCUAUGACACUUUUGUGACAGGUUUCAAUCCAACAGUGGGCUACUUCUAUGCGGGUACUCUGGGCACUCCGUUAAAUCCCGCAUUAACCGACUUGAACGCCGGCAAUCUUAGAAAUGACAACCUGUACAAAUGCUGCAAAUUACCUCAUGGAUAUCACCUCGACUAUUCGCGAUGCCAGUAUCGAUACACGCACGAUAAGUUUGGCGAGCAUUACGACGAAAACACAAUGUUUAUGGGGAAGUGUGACCGAGACGCAGUGAUGACAGGCAUUGGUCGAGGCGAAAACCCGUGGACUGCCGGGUUGAAUUUUGUCUGGGUGCAGUGCUGUCCAUUGUUUUACGACCCAACGUUUAUUCCCCUCUAUGCAUUCGCCAACGAAACAUACCACUGGCAAGCCGGUGCCCCGCCCCUGCGGCAGAUCCGCCGGCCGGCAUACGGCUACGCUACAACCACCGCAACUCCAGCAAUGUAAAUAAUAAAGACUAUUAGUACGAUGGAAGAAUAAUUAGUAAUGAUGGUAACUAUUAUUUUGUUGUUUUCUGAUCUCGGUAUGCUUGGCAGUGACAAGCAGUGAAUUUUGAUCUCUGAUAUCAACUGGGCACUUCGAAAAAUGAUUAGAAAUCUUCCCGAAGUUUGGAUGAGCAAGGCGGCAGUACUGAGUACUGCAUGCUCUGCAUAAAUUUGAC
Messenger RNA from Paramacrobiotus metropolitanus, 1271 nucleotides. RefSeq lists its product as uncharacterized. The record is from RefSeq and is a predicted model, not a curated record. The transcript is spliced from 10 exons. Lineage: Eukaryota; Metazoa; Tardigrada; Eutardigrada; Parachela; Macrobiotidae. Bases 209 to 1057 code for a protein of 282 amino acids.